Messenger RNA from Paramisgurnus dabryanus, 2266 nucleotides. The record is from RefSeq and is a predicted model, not a curated record. NCBI's taxonomy places the organism in Eukaryota, Metazoa, Chordata, Actinopteri, Cypriniformes, Cobitidae.
GCUAUUGAAAACCACUACUACUCUCCUGACUUUAAAGACAUCAAAAACCAAACAACUACCUUAAGUCUUUCAAACGACUAGUCAAGCAACAGCUGACAGUUAUUUAAUAGACUUUUAAAGACAUUUUCAACAUCAUGUCUGAUUUGAAGGAUCUCGAGACCAGCAGGGGUGGUAUUCUGCGAAAGCAGAAUUCUGCCCCUUCAGGUUCUCGGGUAACCUUCGCCCGUCCGCAGGCGGAACCGGAUGUGGAAUUGAGCCAUUCAGUUGGUAGAUGGACUGAGAGCAUGUCUACUAGACCAGCGCAGGGGCCAAAAGGCUGGUAUGUACGAGAUACAUACCGGGAGUUGGCCUACGCUCCACCCUCAUAUUAUCCAAAAAUGUUUAUCCUUCUGGGGAAAGCAGAUGAGGAUGAGGGGGUCCCUGCAGGUGUUAGACAGAAAAAGCUAACAUCAACUGAGAGGCUCAGGAUCUCCAUGACUAAAAUGGAAGCCACACGAAGGGCCCGUUUAUACUCUGGUCUGGAGGCACAGUUGCUCAUUCCACAGAGGUUGAGAGAUAUGCUUGCCUCUAUAGCUGAUGAACGAGAUAAGAUCACGGGUUCAUCAGCUGAAGGGCUCGUAAGUCUCGUUGAAAGCAGUGGGGAGCGAGAUGAUCAACGAAAGUUGUGCGUCUCUGCCCCCGCAGCUUUCGAAAUGUUGGCUGUCCCUCCGGGGAUAGUUAAUGAUGAUGAGUUGGUCCCUGCAGCUGGUAGACAGACUGACAUGUCUACACCAGCUCAGGGGCAAGAAGUAACAAGCUGCGGUGAACGAGAUUCACAACGGAGGUUGUGCGUCUCUGCACCCGCAGUUUGCGAAACAAGGUUUGUCCUUCCCGGGGCAAUUGACGAUGAAGAGUGGGUCCCUGCAGUUGUGUCUACACCUGCAGCGGCUUUAGAUGAGGAGGAGAGAAGCUUACCAGAACCAAAACCAAAAAGCCGGAAGAAAAUCCGUGCUUUCUUGCGCAGAGCAUUGCAGGCUAUCAAAAAAGCUUGCUGUUGCUGUGGAAAUGAGGAUAUAGUGGAGCCAUUUUGAUCCUCAGGUGCCCGUAUAGAUGAAGCUGAUGUGUAGAACGGUUCUGGUCUUAAGCAAACGGGUUUUUAAGAACCACCCUAUUGCCGGUCAGGUUCGUCAUUCCUUGGAUAUAUCAGCUUUCCAAGAAGCAGCUGAUCAUAUGGUCCAUUCGACCAUCGCCCAUGUGCUCCGGCAGAUCAGCUGAUUUUAAGUCGGGUUCUUCUUACCUGCACCGAGCUCGUGAUAAAACACAGGCAGUAUAGUCCCUUCGGACUCGAGCCGGCGAGCUCUUUUCCUUGGAAACAUGCCCGUUCCAAGAAGAGGAUGAUCUUAAAUGUGGUUUGUCUGCCACGGGCGUCAUGCUCAACCGAUCAUGCUUAUUAGUCAGUCAGGUUUGUGUAACCUGCACGAGCUCGUAAGAAACACAGGCAGUAUAGUCCCUUCGGACUCGAGCCGGCGAGCUCUUUUCCUUGGAAACAUGCCCGUUCCAAGAAGAGGAUGAUCUUAAAUGUGGUUUGUCUGCCACGGGCGUCAUGCUCAACCGAUCAUGCUUAUUAGUCAGUCAGGUUUGUGUAACCUGCACGAGCUCGUAAGAAACACAGGCAGUAUAGUCCCUUCGGACUCGAGCCGGCGAGCUCUUUUCCUUGGAAACAUGCCUUUCCAAGAAGAGGAUGAUCUUAAAUGUGGUCUACGGACCACGGGCGUCAUGCUCAACCGAUCAUGCUGAUUAGUCAGUCAGGUUUGUGUAACCUGCACCCAUCUCGUGAGAAACACAGGCAGUAUAGUCCCUUCGGACUCGAGCCGGCGAGCUCUUUUCCUUGGAAACAUGCCUUUCCAAGAAGAGGAUGAUCUUAAAUGUGGUCUACGGACCACGGGCGUCAUGCUCAACCGAUCAUGCUGAUUAGUCAGUCAGGUUUGUGUAACCUGCACCCAUCUCGUGAGAAACACAGGCAGUAUAGUCCAUCCGGACUCGAGCCGGCGAGAUUGUGGAACCAGACUAUUGCCAGUCUGGUUCAUCAUCUUUGGACAUAACAGCUUUCCAAGAAGCAGCUGAAUGGUCAGGUUCAUCUAGCCUGCGGUCAAGCGAUGGUGAUCUGGGAAGACAGAUUGGAAGAGGUGCCUUUAGUAAAGUGGAUGAGGGGACGCGCAAAUCUGAUGGCAUGAAGAAGUCUGGCAAGGAAAUCUACACUAAAAUACCCUCGAACCCAAGGACAUUG